AUUUAUCAAAUAAGGCUGGGGUCUGGUCACCGGUCGCGCGGGGGUUAAUCGAAUCCCAAGUUAAUCGGAUAAUCGAAUCUACAUCUGGCCAGCUGCGCUGCACUGAUGCUCAGGGGGCGGAGCCUGCAUUUGUCUAGCUUGGUCUACAGUGUGAGUAUCCCGAGAAAGUACAGAAGAAGCCAAUCAACAUCAUGAGUGUGACAGACCAAGGAUUCACCAUCGAUGACGUCCGGCAGGCGGAGCAGCGCAUCAAGGGCUAUGCCACCAAGACACCUGUGAUGACAUCACAUCGUAUGGAUGCGAAGGCUGGACGCAAAGUGUUCUUCAAAUGCGAGCUGUUCCAGCGAACUGGAUCUUUCAAGUUCCGCGGAGCAGUCAACUUCUUAUCCAAGCUCCUGGAGCAGUCGAAGGACGGUCCGGCACCCUGCGUCACCACCCACAGCAGCGGUAACUUUGCCCAGAGUCUUGCUCUUGCCUCCAAUCUACUGGGCGCCAAGGCUUACGUGGUCAUGCCCAGCAUUGCACCACAGUGCAAACAGGAUGCUGUGAAAGAGUAUGGCGCGGAACUGAUACUGUGCACACCUACUGAACAGGGUCGUGUCGCAGCUAAAGAUAAGGUGGUGGAGGAGAAAGGAGCUGUGUAUGCACCCUCCUCCCAACACCAUGACAUCAUGGCCGGCCAGGGAACUAUGUUCACAGAAAUGUUUGAACAGGUUGAUGAGAAGUUGGAUGCGAUCAUUGCUCCAGUAGGAGGCGGUGGCAUGUUAUCGGGGAUUCUCGUAGCUGCUAAGACUUUGCAGCCUGGCAUCAAAGUCAUUGCAGCAGAGCCGGAGUUGGCCAACGACUGUUACCAGUCCUUCGUCGCCAAAAAGCACAUCCGACAGGACCAUUACCCAAACACGGUCGCUGAUGGGUUGCGUAUCUCUCUGGGCGACGUGGCUUGGCCAAUCGUGCGGGAUCUGGUUGAUGAUGUCAUCACAGUGACAGAAGAAGAAAUCAAGGAGAGUACUAAGCUGGUGUGGCAGUGCAUGAAGCUGUGCAUUGAACCCUCAGCAGGAGUGGGCGUGGCCGCUGUGAUGUCAGACAAAUUCAAAGCCCUGUCACCAGACAUCAAGAAUGUGGGGGUCAUUCUGUGCGGCGGUAACAUCGACAUCGACUCCAUGAAAAACUGGCUCUAGAGAUGAUCAGAAAAGUUGAAUAAUCUUAAAUAUAAGUAGUCAAGGGCAGAUACAAAGGGGGAUGUUUGAGGUGGACAAACCCCCCAACACCCCACACCCACACCCCCACCC
Patiria miniata (bat star) is the source of this 1289-nucleotide messenger RNA. RefSeq names its product serine racemase-like (gene srr). NCBI's taxonomy places the organism in Eukaryota, Metazoa, Echinodermata, Asteroidea, Valvatida, Asterinidae. The transcript is spliced from 7 exons. Bases 192 to 1178 code for a protein of 328 amino acids. Gene Ontology annotation, biological process: L-serine metabolic process; D-serine biosynthetic process; pyruvate biosynthetic process. Gene Ontology annotation, molecular function: ATP binding; L-serine ammonia-lyase activity; pyridoxal phosphate binding. The record is from RefSeq and is a predicted model, not a curated record.